AUGGCAGACCAGAGUGGUGUAUUCAUUGGCCUGGACCUGCAGUGCCAGGAGAAUAACCAUGCCCAUCACACAGAGGAGAUGGACAUUGACCGUUUGUUGGUACGCAGAGGUCAGCCUUUCACAAUUGCCGUGCAGUGCCGCGAUGUCGCCCCGCAGCCCGUGCGCCACCAGCUCGCCCUAGUCCUCCAUCUCGGUAAAGAGGUGGUACUGAAGGUGUCCAGUUCGCGGCCAGCUCGCGGUCAGUGGUGGUUUAGCCAGCAGGCUGCUCAGAGUGAGAUAAUGUUAACGCUGCACAGCCCUGCCGAUGCUCCAGUAGGUCUCUACACCAUGACUAUCGUACUGCUCUCUGCUGACGGACGCAUCCUGGAACGAACCACGCCAGAGAAAUUCUACCUUCUCUUCAACCCCUGGUGUAAAGCCGACUCUGUCUACCUGAAUGAUGAAGAACAAUUGCUGGAGUAUAUCUUGAAUGAGAACGGCACCCUGUACCAAGGCUCCUGGGAUGAGAUCACCUCCCUGCCAUGGAACUUUGGACAGUUUGAAAGGGACGUGGUGGACAUCUGCUUUGAGGUGCUGGAUAACUCUCCCGCCGCUCUGAAAAACCCGGAGAAAGGCCUGGCCAGAAGAGCUGAUCCUGUUUACGUCAGUCGGACCAUCACUGCCAUGGUGAAUGCUAAUGAUGACCGUGGGGUAGUCUCUGGACGCUGGGAUGGGCAGUACGGCGAUGGGGUGCCGCCCACCCGCUGGACCGGCAGCGUGCCCAUCCUCAGGCGCUGGAGUGAGACAGGGGCACAGAGAGUACGCUACGGACAGUGCUGGGUGUUUUCUGGCGUGGCUUGCACAAUCUUGCGUUGUCUGGGUAUCCCCACACGCUGUGUCACAAAUUUCUCCUCUGCUCACGACACAGACGGCAACCUCACUGUGGACUACCUCUUCAACGAGCGGCUAGAGAGUGUAUCUGAGGGCAAAAAAGACAUGAUCUGGAACUACCACUGCUGGGUGGAGGCAUGGAUGAAGAGGGAAGACCUGCCAAAAGGCUAUGAUGGGUGGCAAGUUCUUGACCCCACUCCACAAGAGAGAAGUGAUGGUGUGUACUGUUGUGGACCAUGUCCUGUUAAGGCAGUGAAGGAGGGAGAGGUGGGUUUUAAGUACGAUGCUCCGUUUGUGUUCUCUGAGGUGAACGCAGACAUAGUUUCCUGGAUCGUUCACUCAGAUGGGGAACGUUCACGGGCUUCCCUCAACAGCAAGAUUGUUGGGAGAAACAUCAGCACUAAGGGUGUGCAUGGAGACUAUCGUGAGGACAUCACAGACCAAUACAAAUACCCUGAAGGUUCUGUGAAGGAGCGUGAGAUAUUUGAGAAGGCGGGACGGAGAGUUGUGCAGCAGAACGGAGGCUCUGACCAGCUGGAGCUCAUCAUUAAACAUGCCCAGGCUGUCCACGGCACAGACUUUGACGUGAUAGUGGAGGUACAUAACUCGGGUGGGCAGGAUACUUUGGCUCAGCUAACUGUCACAUCAAACGCUGUCACUUACAACAGUCUCCACAUGGGGGAGUGCCAGAGGAAAACUUCCAAUGUCACUGUGCCAGCUCAGCAAGCUCACAAGGAAGUGUUGCGGCUACGGUACGACCACUAUGGGCCGUGUGUGUCUGAACAUCACCUGAUAAGGGUCAUGGCUCUUCUCAAGGCCGGCACUCAGCACGUCAUGCAAGAGGUCAACAUCCCACUGAGCAUGCCCAAGCUCCACAUCAAGAUCAUUGGGGAGAUGGUGGUAUCCCGUAAGGUGACUGCACUCAUCUCCUUCACUAACCCCCUUCCCAUCACGCUGAAAGGAGGCUUGUUCACCGUCGAGGGAGCAGGUCUAACAGAAGCCCAGGAAGUUCCAGCACCAGAAGAUAUUGGACCUGGUCAAAAUGUCACAGUGAAGUUCUCCUUCAAACCCAAACGUGCAGGCCUCAGGAAGCUGCUGGUCGACUUCGACUCUGAUAAAUUACGGGAUGUGAAGGGUGAAGCCACUCUGCGGGUACGGAGAAAGAUGCAUUACUUUAUCUCCCUUCAAGCACCUGGCAACGACGACUGCGGUAGACGGGAGCAGCACCUGCAGCCUGCUGCAACACCCCUGCCUGCAUCUGCGCCUGCCUCUCCUACAUCCAAAACUGACAUAACACCUCCGCAGCAUGUUUCCAUGCAUGUGCAGGGGUAUGUCUUUGUGGUAAAGGGAAACCAGGCAGACCUGGAGAAUCUGGAAGCACAGCGUGCAAAUGUGGAGGCCUCCGCAGUGACUAGAUCUGACCAGCCUUCCAAUGUCAACCAGACCCAGAGUUGGAACCCCUGUUGCACUCCAGAGCUAGGGCCCCUGCCACUAAAGAAAUCCUCACCAGAGCAAGAUCAGGAGCUGGAACUGGAGCCUGCCAAGGUGGUGGAAACAGGGAUCUGGACCUGA
Messenger RNA from Chanos chanos (milkfish), 2442 nucleotides. Its product is annotated as protein-glutamine gamma-glutamyltransferase 2-like. The transcript is spliced from 16 exons. The record is from RefSeq and is a predicted model, not a curated record. Bases 1 to 2442 code for a protein of 813 amino acids. Lineage: Eukaryota; Metazoa; Chordata; Actinopteri; Gonorynchiformes; Chanidae. Gene Ontology annotation, biological process: peptide cross-linking. Gene Ontology annotation, cellular component: mitochondrion. Gene Ontology annotation, molecular function: protein-glutamine gamma-glutamyltransferase activity.